GGGUGCCUGUGCCCGUGCCUUGCACAUCUCCUAAUAUGGAAAAAGAUGACGUGAAAUUCUAAAAAAGGAAAGGAAAACCAGGCCUUGAUUCCUCUAAAAAUGUCUGAGCAGCUUGAUUCCUCUCUCUCUUCCAGACAUGCCGGAGGAGCCCCCAAAUGCAGAUCCAAUUCUUAUCCCCAACAACCCUACGACCCAUAAAUGCCCUAAAAAAACCAAACCAAGUCCAACCCCAACCCCAACCCCAACCCCAACCCCAACCCCUCCCAUGGUCCGGUCCUCUAAUUCCAUGGCCUCCAGCCUCGAGGAGGCCAUGCUCACACACGAGAAGGAUCAACAUCAGAAGAACUCAAAGAAAUUAACCCUUAUUCCUCUUAUCUUCCUCAUCUUCUUCGAGGUCUCUGGUGGCCCUUUCGGCGAAGAGCCUGCAGUCCAAGCUGCUGGACCCCUCUUCGCGAUCCUCGGCUUCCUGAUCUUCCCCUUUGUGUGGAGCAUUCCGGAGGCCCUUGUCACUGCCGAGCUCGCCACUGCGUAUCCUGGCAAUGGUGGCUAUGUCAUAUGGGCUUCUGAGGCAUUUGGCCCCUUUUGGGGCUUCCUGAUGGGGUGGUGGAAAUGGGUCAGUGGCGUCAUCAACAACGCUGCGUACCCUGUCCUCUGUGUCGAUUACCUCAAGCUCGUCGUGCCUCCUCUCUCUGGAGGCUGGCCGAGAACCCUUGCCGUAUGUCUGUUCACGAUUGUGCUCUCUUUCCUUAAUUACACGGGCCUAACCAUCGUUGGUUGGACUGCUGUUUGCCUUGGCAUCAUUGCCCUGAUCCCCUUUCUGUUCAUGGCUCUCGUUUCGAUCCCGUCACUGAAGCCACGCAGAUGGAUGGACACGAGCCCAGAACACAAGAACUGGCCCUUGUUCUUGAACACCCUUUUUUGGAACCUCAAUUUUUGGGACAACGCCAGCACCAUGGCUGGAGAAGUGGACAAUCCCCAAACGACCUUUCCCAAAGCCCUGUUCUCUGCAGGAAUCCUGGUCUGCCUUGGCUACAUAAUCCCACUUCUCGCAGUUACUGGGAGCCUCGAGCUCAGCGAAUCGAAUUGGGGCGACGGGUUCUUGGCCGAGGCAGCAGGGCGCAUAGUGGGCCGAUGGCUCAAGUUUUGGGUCGAAGCCGGGGCAGUUCUCUCAGCCAUUGGGCUCUUCGAGGCACAAUUGAGCAGCGCCUCCUUUCAAUUGCUUGGCAUGGGGGAGCUCGGGUUCUUGCCUGCACUCGUGGCUCGAAGGUCGCCAUGGUUCAACACCCCGACCUUUGGGGUGGUGGUCUCUGCAGCCGGCAGCCUUGCAAUCUCGUUCAUGAGCUUCACAGAUAUCAUUUCUUCUGCGAAUUUCUUGUAUAGCUGCGGGAUGUUGCUCGAGUUCGCAUCAUUCUUGUGGCUGCGGUGGAAGAAGGGAGAGGUGAUGAGGCCAUACAGGGUACCCAUGGGGAUGGCAGGGCUGGUGGGAUUGUGUUUGGUGCCAUCGGCAUUCCUUGUGUUUGUUAUGACAAUGGCGACUAAGAUGGUGUGUGCCAUCAGCGCCGGUGUGACGGUGGUGGGCGUGGCGGCGUAUUUCUUGAUGGGGUGGUGCAGGCAGAGUAAGUGGUUGGAGUUUGAGAAAAAGGCGCCGGAGGUUGCGAUGGACUGAACCAUGUGAACCACAAGGUUGUGGUGGACUGAACCAUGUGAACCGUAAGGGUUUCUUGAUGCCUUUCUCCAGGGAUUUGGGUUGGCUUUUUUAGUCUUCUACUUGUAACUCUUGUUUUUGAGGAUAUGGUAUACAAUGGGUGAUUCAGUUAUAGUGGCAAUACCACAUAUUGUAUACGUUGUUAUUGCACU
Molecule: messenger RNA, 1857 nt
Organism: Amborella trichopoda
Lineage: Eukaryota; Viridiplantae; Streptophyta; Magnoliopsida; Amborellales; Amborellaceae
Product: putative polyamine transporter At3g13620
Biological process (GO): transmembrane transport
Cellular component (GO): membrane
Molecular function (GO): transmembrane transporter activity
Source: RefSeq, a predicted model, not a curated record